Molecule: messenger RNA, 6418 nt
Organism: Linum trigynum
Lineage: Eukaryota; Viridiplantae; Streptophyta; Magnoliopsida; Malpighiales; Linaceae
Source: the annotation of a GenBank genome assembly
GUACAAUCUUGAUCGAGUAGUUACAGUUAUUUAUUUUAAAAAAAUUUCUUAUUCAUUCAGAUCAUGUUCUACCUUAAAUUCCUCAAAUGAAGAGGAAUCGCAUGUGCAAUAAUUUGAUAAUGUGACCUAAUCUAUAUCUAUCUAUCUAUCUAUCUAUCUAUCUAUAUAUAUAUAUAUAUCUAUCUAUAUCUAUAUCAAUAUCUAUCUAUACUAUAUAUUAUGGCAAUUCAAAAAACAAAUUUUGGCACAUAAGCACUUGGAGGAUCCACAAUUUGCCAAGUUGGACAACUUUUUUACAAACAAAAAAUUAGUUAUUAAUGUAUUUAUGGAGCUACCUCUCUCUUCUUUAAUAUUUCCAUUUCUUUUAUCUAAUUAUUCUUUUUCAUUUAUCCAUUUUUUUUUUGUCUUUAAUAAUAAGUUACAUGUUGAUAAACUUAACCAAACAAACAUAAAUAAUAAUUUUUUUAAAUAAACAAAAUAUAAAUAAGAAAAAAGAGAGUGACAUAUAUCAUAUUUAUUUAAAUAAAAAUUAUCUGAUUAAACCUUAUGAAAUAUAUUUUCUACUCAUUUUUAAUAAAAUUCAAUGAUAGCUUACAUUUUGAUGAAAAAAUAAACAAACAUACACAUUUAUUUAAAUAAAAAGUAUCUGAUUAAACCUUAUGAAAUAAAUUUUCUACUCAUUUUUAAUAAAAUUCAAUGAUCGGUUACAUUUUGAUGAAAAAAUAAACAAACAUACACAUAAAAAAUUAUGUUUUAAUCGAUUAAACCAAAAUAUAUAUGAAAAGAGAGAAAAUAAACAUUUGUCAUUCAAUUACCUUUGAAAAAUAAACUAAAUUACUUUAUAUUUUGUUGCAAUGAAACACUCUCUUUUUCGUACAAUAUAUAUAUCUAUAAAAUAAAACAGUAUUAUUUAGCAAAAUGUCAUAGUACAAUCUUGAUCGAGUAGUUACAGUUAUUUAUUUAAAAAAAAAUUUCAAUUAUUAAUAUAUAAGGGAUAAAAUAUUUGAAAAUUACACAUUCAACGACCAUGUUAAGACAAAAAAAUCCUCGAUAGUGUGUGUGUGAGUGCCUUAGAUUGAGAUUCUAAGUCUACAUAUAAACAAUGACCACCGGUUGAGGUUUAGUAUAAACUUCAAAAAUUAACAAUGGAUACAUAUUGUAUAAUAUACUAAAUUUAAGUGUCUAGAUAAAAAAAAAACAAACAUUCAAAAUGGAAAUGAGUCGAGAUUAGAGAAUUUAGUCAUCAUGAGGGCUACAGUGUGUGUCAAGUUUCAAUAUGGAUGAAUAAAUCCAACAUUGAAGUAUCUUGACUAAUAAUUUCUCACUAAAAAGUCGUAAUUUUUACAACAUUGGUCGAGAGUUCGUCCAAACUCGAGGAUCAUGAAUGUGUAUUGGAUUUCCAAAGGACCUAAAAUCCCAAUCCCUUUCGAUGGCUAAAAAGCUCUGAUCACAACCAUAGGUGCUAAAGUAGAAUGAAAAAGAAGCAAAAAAAAAAAAAACAAAAAAGAACAUAACCUCUGAUAAGAUGAACAUAAUAAAACCAUAUCGAGCUAUGAUCCCGUCAUCCCUACCUUUUUAUAUAUUAUAUAUCGAACAAUAGACAACCCCAAUGGUUCUCUGGCGUUAUGGGGGUAAAAGCGAGAUCUCUAGAUAAUUUUGAGUGUAAUACACACACAUACAUGUAUAUAUACAUGUAUAUGUAAUAUCAAGGUAUACUAUACUUUUUAUUUAACUCAAGAUACGAUAGAAGAUAGGUAUUACGAAGUAUGUGCAUAAAUUAGAGGUUACAGAAUUAGGGACUUGAGUUCACCUAUUAGAGGUUAGGGUAUAGUAUAAUGCCCCAAAAAAAUCCGGUUAAUUCGGGUCUAAAUAGUAAAACUCAAUGGUCGUAUGGUAGUAUGAAUGCAAGAGUAUAAUGUACUCCUAUCGCACUCUAGCUUGAACUAUAUAUAUGUGUGUGUGGUUUAGGUUGGCGUACACUAAAUAUUAGUGUUUUGGUUGACAAAUUUUGACAUAAGUCCUAAAUGGGACGUGACAGCGGUAUAAUUUAUGAUUCGAAAACCGAAGCAUCACAAGUGAGUGUGCUAAAUAUUGGAAAUUUCAAUAUAAACAUACUACAAAUUCGGUAACAGAAUAUUUAAAAGAUCCGAAAUGAUUUAAACAUAUAAAUUAUAAAAUAAAUCUCUCCGGCCAACGGGCGGGUAAAAGGCUAGUUGAUUGGUAAAAGCGAAAGAGAUAGAGCCAAUGAAUGACAUGCGAAGCGCUUUAGUUGACUGGAAAGUUAAUUAAUUUAGAUUAGGUUAGUAACUGCAUGUGCAUAGAUACAAAGAGAUGAGUGACAGGGUAUUGCAUCCUCAUAGGUCAUAGUGUUUGGGCUGGAUGACUUUGGGCUUUCUUUACAAAAAGAUUUGGGCCUGCUGUUGAGUUUAGGUAUUGUAUGAAGCCCACAUAAAACCAAAAGGUAGCUUGAUUUGCCAAGAGCCCUCCCGGAAUUUGGGGUUCUAAACUUCUAAUGAGUAGGUGAUUGCGGCUGAUUUUGGGGGUUCUAGAUGACUGAUGGGAAAUAAACGGAGGAGACUAAAAUACCCCUCCGGAAAUCACUCUGAUUGCUGCAUUCUGAAAAUCAGAAAAAAAAAAAAAAAACACAGUCAGAUUACUAAUUAAGGGCAUGUUUGGAAGUUAGGAUUCUCUAAAUUGAUGUAUUUUAUUAUAAUUAGAUGUAUUGUUUCAAAUUAUGAAUUUGAAAAAUACAUUGUUUGGAGAUUGAAUGAUUUUGGUGGUCCCUCAAAGAAUAAGGAACAAAAAGUAAGACAACAAUCCCUCAAACACAAUCUCUGCUAAAAGUUGAGAUUGACAAUCAUUCAUAAUGAAUGAUUCUGGUGGGCCCAUCUGCUGUUCAAAUACAAGUAUUCUGUUUCAUUUUAAGUCAAAAAAACGAUGAAUUCUUCUGAUUACAUGUAUUGGCUAAAUACAUCAUCUGAAAUCCCAACUUCCAAACGAGCCCUAAAUCUAGCAAAAUCUGUAUGAUAAUGUAUCUUUUCUCUCCACUGACCUGACCGUUGGGUAGGGUCUUCUUUUUUUUGGUUUCUUUUUACCGACACUACCAACGAAGUGUCUCUAUAUAAUUAAUAUCUCUAAAUGCUGAAAACCUGAAAAAACGAACCGUCGGUUGGUUAUUCAACGGAAGGAAGGAAAAAAAACCGUCGGUUGGUUUUGCUCUCCACUUUCUCACCACCUCUUUUUCCUCUCCAGCUCUCUGUUUCUGACUUUCUCUUCUUACACCUCGACUCUGCAGGCGGAGACCUUCUCCCAAAUCUGAAACCCCACAAACAGUGAAAAGAAUUCAGAUCUGGAACUCGAACCACAGUGACCAAUUUCCCAAUCGAUCCAGCGUCGAGGCCCGGCGGGAGCUUGAAAUCGAAGGUACUUUCGUCGAACAGCUUGUUUGCAUGCUUCUCAUCCAAUGCCGCACAAUUCCACGGCGUCUUUUUCUCUGUGAUUCAGUUUCCAUAGAGAGCAGAAUUCCCUUUUUUCCGUACAUGUUCAGUACUAGUGCAAAUGUUGACUGGUCUCUGUUCCCACAUUCUUCAGGGUACUGUUCCCUCGGCCACUCCGCCCGGCGACGAAAAAGCGACAUUAAAAGCCAACGCCGCGACAAUGCAGCUUCUCCGUACCUCCCCGCACCUCCUCUGCUUUCUGACGCUGCUUCUCGCCUCCAAAAUGUCGGCCGUUUCAGCCUCCGGCCAGGUUCCGGUUCACAAGCCGGUUUCCGACCAGCACUGGUACCCCGCCACCGCCACGUGGUACGGCAGCCCCGAAGGCGACGGCAGCGACGGAGGCGCGUGCGGGUACGGGUCGAUGGUGGACGUGAAGCCGUUCCGGGCCCGGGUCGGGGCGGUGAGCCCGGUUCUUUUCAGAAACGGGGAAGGCUGCGGGGCCUGCUACAAGGUCCGGUGCUUGGACAAGAGUAUUUGCUCGCGCCGGGCGGUGACGGUAAUCGUCACCGACGAGUGCCCCGGCGGCUACUGCUCCAACGGCCGGACCCACUUCGACCUCAGCGGCGCCGCGUUCGGUCGGAUGGCCGUCUCCGGCGAGGGCGGCCAGCUCAGGAACCGCGGCGAGCUCUCCGUCAUUUACCGCCGGACGGCGUGCAAGUAUCCGGGGAAGAACAUAGCGUUCCAUGUGAACGAAGGGUCGACGAAUUACUGGCUUUCUCUGCUGGUGGAGUUCGAGGACGGCGACGGCGACGUUGGUUCCAUGCACAUCCGACAAGCGGGUGGGAGUGAGUGGAUGGAGAUGAAGCACGUUUGGGGUGCAAACUGGUGCAUCAUUGGGGGCCCAUUGAUGGGCCCAUUCUCGGUGAAGCUCACCACUCUGUCGACGGGCCGAUCCCUCUCGGCCCGGGAUGUGAUCCCGGGGAAUUGGUCGCCCAAGGCUACCUACACUUCCCGGCUCAACUUCUCUCCCUCCAAGCCAUGAACAUGAAUCAAGGCAUUUGGGAGUUGGGAGACUCUGUUUCAUGGGUUUUUUUUGAAGAAAAUUAGCCCCUUGGAUUAUAUGCUAUCUUUUCGAGGGGCUAAUAUAUCUUUUUUUACCUUUGCAAGGUCGAGUGUGUUCUGUUUGUUUGUGUGUUUGUAGCCCUCUCCAAAGGGAGAGUGAGCUGUAUUUACUUACUUAUCUCCAUAGGGUUAUGUACUGUAAUGUAAUGGGUUGGUUGUUCUGCUUUCGGGUUGUUCUUGUUUGGUGCAAGUUUUUAUUGUUCUUGUUGUUGUUGUAGGACCUCGUACCCUACGCAACGGGUCUUGAAAUGAAUGAGAACUACAAUUGCUUGGAUUGAAUAAACAUUUUAACAUCAUGAUGAGUGUGAUAUAAGGUCCUGUUUUCCUUUUGUUCCCUUCUGUUAUACGUCCAAUCAAGACCCAUGCUUAAUUGAUUAUGACCCAACUGUGAUGAGGACAAAAUUAAAGGACAGUGAAGUUUUUUUUUGUCUUUCAAAGAGUGUUCUUGUUUACGGCAUAAGACAACAAGCGAGAGAAUCAUUAUUUGGGAAGUUUGGUUUUAAUCGUUCAAAUUGGCAAAACCUAUGAUUACAUGUAAUCAAUCAGUAACCAGAUUUGAUAAACAAACAAUCAUCCCCAAGCAAGCGGUGUACAUUAAUACUGUGUGUUGGAGAUGGAAGAAACAGAAACGGUCCCCUCCAUAUGUGAGUGUACCACAAUGAAGUGGGAACUGUAGACCAUGUGAUAUUGUGAUGUGAGGGAGAUUGAAAACGUAAUCCUAUAUCGGAUGACAACACACAAUCAUCCCUCCCUUCCCCAAUCCAACACUGACCUUUCACGACUUUGAGUUUGAUGUGAUCCACCAAUUCAGUCUUUCAUAUAUCACUUAACUUCAACACAUAAUUGCAAAAGUUAAAAAAAAAAAAAACUAACAAGAUAUCAUUGACAAAAAGGGCUAGAACAAACGUGCAUGCAACAAUUUUCUUUUUGCAAAAUUUCAAUAGUGUAUUUCAAUUGUAUAUCGUUAACCUGUUCCGUUUUACCUGCAUUACUAUUUCAAUUGUAUAUCGUUAACCUGUUUCGUUAAACUCUAAUAUGUUGGUAUGUUGUCACGAAAGUCUGGGGAGCAGUGAUAACCCCAACCAAAGUUCCAAACGGCCAAACCACUCUCAAGUAUCUAUGUUGGACGAGUCUCUUAGAUUUGAUGGAGAAUGAACAUAACCGAAAAUCAGUGCUAUAGUGUCCCUAACCUCAAUUCCAUGACAAUAUACCAACAUAUUAGAGCUUAUAUGUCUAGCCCAUUUUAUGUUUAUUUGGAAGGAUAGCAUAAAAUGGGAGAAAGAUUACGAAAUAUACUAUACGAAGGAUAGCUACGUAUGAGGUCAUAGGAAGUAUGAAAAUGGAAGACAUAACAUUCUCAACAUCGAGUAGCAAUACUUAGAGUUCUUAGAUAUUCAUAGAAAGUAUAAAAAAUAAAGACACGAGAUCUUAGCCGUAAGUACUAAAAAUUCAUAUAAAGGGUGGAAAAAUAAUAUCUCGUGACAACAUAAGCAUAAUCUUCUUCUGCAUCCUCACCUUGAUCUUGCUACAAGUGAUAAUGUUUUACCCAUACUUCUAUGAGAUUCUUUUAAUUCAAUAAGAGUGCUUAAUUAUUAAACUAAUUUUACCUCAAAACUAAAAGAUUAUGAGUACUCACAUUGCUCGGGGAACAACAUCUCCCACUCUUGGGUAGAUCUUAACAGGCAAAAUGCAUUUUUUUACAACUUAUAGGUCCCAAAACAGUAGAUACUAUCUUCUAUGAGGACUCAGGCUACUAAGAAAAUUGGAUGAUUGACUAUGAUUUUGAGGACUAUUGCAACUGUCGCUCCAAGAAAUGUAUGGACAAGAGGUUUUAAAUUAGAUAAAGAUUUUUUUCCAAA